AUGGGAAAGUGGAGAUAUGGUGUUGUUCUGGAUGCUGGGUCCUCGGGGACGCGCGUCCAUAUCUACCGAUGGCUGAACAGCGACACAGCUCGCAAGCAAGCGACCGACGCACAACUGCACACUUUACCGGUAAUCGAGACGGACAAGAAGUGGACCAAGAAGAUACACCCAGGUAUCUCGACUUUCGGCGAACACCCUCACCAAGUCGGCCCAGAACAUCUCGACAAACUCCUCAGUCACGCGCUCAAAAAAAUCCCCAUCGAAGAUGUCCCGAACACGCCGCUCUUUCUGCUUGCGACCGCAGGCAUGCGAAUACUCCCGCUGCCCCAGCAAAGGGCACUCUUGAAAGAGGUCUGCGAAUUUGCACAGAGCACUACCAAGUUCCAGUUACCGGAUUGCCAAGUACAUGUUCAGGUCAUACCGGGCGAGACAGAGGGCUUAUAUGGCUGGAUAGCGGCGAACUACCUACUCGGAGGAUUCGACCGCCCAAACCAUCACAAUCAUGGCAAGGGGCAUAGCACAUAUGGAUUCCUGGACAUGGGGGGCGCAUCCGCGCAGAUUGCGUUUGCGCCAAAUGCUACCGAAGCCGAGAAGCACGCCAACGAUCUGACGCUCCUACGGUUACGGACGAUUGACGGUACACCUCUAGAGUACAAAGUCUUCGUGACAACGUGGCUAGGAUUUGGCGUCAAUCAGGCAAGGCAACGAUAUGUCAAAUCUCUCAUUGAGUCGAGUACAUCGGUCGAGCUACCGGAUCCAUGCUUGCCCGCCGAUCUGACCGUUGACGUGACAAAAGACGGCAAGUUUCUUGAUCUAGAUUCGGACAACCGCGACGAACCGAAACUAAAGGCGGCUGCGCAGCUGGUUGGCACCGGAAAGUUCGCCGAAUGUUUACAUCAAACAUAUCCUCUGCUAGAGAAAGAGAAGGAAUGUACGGAUUCACCCUGUCUGAUUAAUGGACAGCAUGUACCAGCGAUCGACUUCGACGUAAAUCACUUCGUAGGCGUCUCAGAGUAUUGGCAUACAACACACGACAUAUUCGAAAUGGGGCACAAGGACAAGGCUUACGACUUCAAGACCUACCAAGAGCGCGUAGAUGAGUUCUGCAGUCAGGAUUGGAAGAGCAUAAAGAAAGGUCUCAAGAAAGAGAAAUGGGGCGGCAAAGUCGAUGAAGAGAAGGCACGAGAUGUUUGCUUCAAAGCAUCUUGGAUUAUCAACAUGCUGCACGACGGGAUCGGAGUUCCACGCGUGGGCAUCGAAGACCUAAAGGGCAGCAAAAACACCACCAAAGCUGUCCUCGACAAUGCCAAAGCAAAAGGCUUCCUCGACCCGUUUCAAGCUGUCAAUAAGAUCAACAACGUAGAAGUAAGCUGGACACUUGGGAAAAUGGUCCUAUAUGCCUCUAGCGAAAUCCCUAUACCGUCAGAACAAGCGCUAGCUGUAGGCUUCGGCUCAAAUGUGCCUGGGAUACCAUCCGACUUUCAAUACCCAGGCGGCAGUCACAUCCCCUACGAAUCCGAAAACGACUGGCAUCGCCUCUUCGUUGAGAAUCCGCGACGUGUCCCUGGCUUUUUCAUCAUGAUCUUUAUCAUAAUCUUCAUCUUCUGCAUUGUCCUAGGUAAAGAGAAGAGGGCCUCGGCACGUAAGUCCAUCGGCAAACUAUUCGCACGAAAACACGGGAAAGACCCACUACACCGUCGCCGUCGCGGUUUCCUUCCCAGCAAACUCUUCGGCCUCGGUAGUUCCUUAGGACAGACAUAUGAGCGUGUUGACCUCGAGGAUGGAGAGGCGGCGAAUGAAUUCGAACUCGAGGAGACAUAUCUUGAUUCUUCGGACAACGAGUUCUCCGACUCCUCUGACGGUUCAAGGCUUGGAAGGACAUCGGGUUGGGCAACACCGCAAAUCAAGCCUGAGACGGGUACAGCAAGUUACGUCGGUGGCGCGGGGAAUGACCUGCUCAACCAAGGUGUCGGGCUGAAUUUGGGGCCACAGAGUGCAUUCGAUCGCAAUGGUUUACUGUCGAGGACUGAUAGCAGAGAGAGGAUAAGAAGUAGAGCCAGUAGUCCAAAGAGAGGGAAGCGUAGCUAG
Cucurbitaria berberidis CBS 394.84 is the source of this 2088-nucleotide messenger RNA. RefSeq lists its product as uncharacterized. Gene Ontology annotation, molecular function: nucleoside diphosphate phosphatase activity. Gene Ontology annotation, biological process: nucleoside diphosphate catabolic process. Lineage: Eukaryota; Fungi; Ascomycota; Dothideomycetes; Pleosporales; Cucurbitariaceae. Gene Ontology annotation, cellular component: membrane. Bases 1 to 2088 code for a protein of 695 amino acids. The transcript is spliced from 4 exons. The record is from RefSeq and is a predicted model, not a curated record.